Messenger RNA from Camelina sativa (false flax), 255 nucleotides. The record is from RefSeq and is a predicted model, not a curated record. Lineage: Eukaryota; Viridiplantae; Streptophyta; Magnoliopsida; Brassicales; Brassicaceae.
AUGAAAAAUGAAAAAAGUCAAGGGCUUGGACCGGUGAGCAAGGAGAAAGAUGAGUCGAGUUUACCAGGUCGGAUCGUAGAUCAGAAGUGGUUAGGUGGGCCGGGCGCAGUGCCACCGAUCUGUAGAUUGAAGUGUGGUAAGUGUAAGCCGUGUAAAGCAGUUUACGUUCCGAUUCAACCAGUUCUGAUUACACCAUUGGAGUAUUUUCCGGAAGCUUGGCGCUGCAAGUGUGGCAACAAACUCUUCAUGCCCUAA